CUGUAUAUAUAUAUAUAUAUAUAUAAGGGUAUAGCGCGUUUGUCUAAUCUAGGAGAAAGUCAAAAAAUGAACGAAGCUAUGCUGCUCGAUACGAGCAUUUCUUGUUAUACAAUGUGAAUCCCCCAAAGCAGACGUGACGACGCGUGGAGAAAAUUAAAAAAAUAAGUAGACAGUAGUAUGACGUCGAUGAAAAUUGAAAGAGGAGACUAAAGGACACGUGUUCUUUAGCCAUUGAAUUGUCAGUGAUGGGCUAAUCUACCAAUUCUAACUAACCAGAUAAACGUCUCAGUAUUUAACCGAUAAUUCUGCUUCUGUAUCAAGUAGUUUGUAACUUGGCUUCCUGAAGGUGAUUUCUACACUCAGUGUUAUAAUUAUCAAUAAAUAAAUAAUACACCAUGGCUAAAGACAAAAGUCUGCUCGAAGAUGUCAGCAAGUAUUUUACAGAGGAAACACUUCAAAAUAUCGUAGGCACUUUGAGUAACGAAGAUGUUAAGAACGUUGAGGUGCUAUCCUGGGACUUUGGAGAUGCAAAUGCUAAAGGAGACAGUUAUCUAUCAACUGUUAACAAAGUUACUAUCAAGGCUAAAGUGAAGAAUCAAGAAAAGGAUGUGAAGAUUGUUGUUAAAUCAUUGCCAAACAACAUGGGAAGAAGAAAAACCUACAGGAGUGCUGACUUUUUCCAUAACGAAAUUAUGUUCUAUACUGAGAUUGCUGCCACAUAUGAGAAAUAUUUGAAGUCUAAAAAUCAGUCUUCGUUGCUGAUUCUACCUACUUGCUUAGCUUUCCACUUGGAUGGAGAGAAUGACUACAUUGCACUCGAAGACGUUAGUCCCCUUGGUUUUGGUCAAGCAGCUCGCCAAAGCUGCCUUACAUUAGAGCAAUCCAGUUAUAUGUUAGAAGCAAUUGCUCGAUUCCAUGGAGUAUCAUUUGCUUAUAAAGAUCAACACAAAGAAAACUUUGAGAAGAUAACUUCCAAGAUUUUUGAAACUUACUUUACAGAUGAAUUGUACAAAAAUUGGUACAAACGUUUUCAUGCAAGGUUACUUGAAAUUGCUAAAGAUGCAUUGGCUAAAGAAUAUCCUAACAGUAAGGGAGAAAAACAGUUCAACUCCUACCCCCCUGGUGUAUUGUACAAAAAAAGUGCUGAAUUUUGUUCACAGUGGAAGGCUACCACAUCAGUUGUUAACCAGGGAGAUUCAUGGGCUCCUAAUUUCUUGAUACGAACAAAUCCAACUGGCAAACCAGAAGUAUUGCUGCUUGAUUUUCAACUAGCAAGAUGUGUGAGCCCAGUAUUAGAUUUGUCUUUCUUUAUAUACUCUUGUACUGAUCAAACAUUGCGAGAAAAACAUUUUGAUGAUUUACUUAAAAUCUACCAUAAUGAACUGUCAAAAACUAUCAAGGUCCUUGGAUCUAAUCCAGAAAAAAUAUACUCUUGGGAACAGUUCUCAAAAGAGGUAAAAGAGCAGUUUGUUCAUGGAGUAACAUUUGGUUUAGAAUCAGUUACGUUUGGUAUGCUGCCAGCGGACGAAACAUUCGAUUUAGAUGUUAUAAAAGAAGAUAAAGUAGAUAUUGCAGAUGUUUGGACUGUGCAAAAUAUAAAGACUUCCGAAGAUAGACGUCGAUUAGCAGGCAUAAUCUUACAUGCAGCAGACAGAGGAUUUUUGUAAAACUUUAUCUAUAUAUUUUUGUAAGGAACAAUUGUACCCCAAUAUUAUUAUACAUAUUCAGUAUUCUACAUAUAUUUUAAUAAACAGUAUAUCUUUGUUUGAAAAAAAA
Nasonia vitripennis (jewel wasp) is the source of this 1776-nucleotide messenger RNA. RefSeq lists its product as uncharacterized. The transcript has 5 exons. The coding region runs from base 396 to 1667 and encodes 423 amino acids. NCBI's taxonomy places the organism in Eukaryota, Metazoa, Arthropoda, Insecta, Hymenoptera, Pteromalidae. The record is from RefSeq and is a predicted model, not a curated record.